CAUAAAUACACAGUCAGUCACGACAUCCACUCCUUGUUCCUCAACCCCCACCAUCCCUGCCUGAACUUCAUCCUCCUUUCUCGCCCACCUCUAUCCUCUCACCAAUGUCUGGCAAAGUCAGUGGCAAAUCCAAGUCCGGCAAGGCGGCUGGCGCCAGCAGCGAUUCCAAAGCCCAGUCGCGUUCCUCGAAAGCCGGCCUCCAAUUCCCAGUCGGUCGUAUCCACCGUCUCCUCAAGAAGGGCAACUACGCUCAGCGUGUCGGUGCUGGUGCUCCUGUGUACCUCGCCGCGGUCCUUGAAUACCUUGCUGCGGAGAUUCUUGAGCUCGCUGGCAACGCUGCUCGCGACAACAAGAAGCACCGUAUUGUUCCUCGUCACCUUCAGCUUGCCAUCCGGAACGAUGAAGAGUUGGGCAAGUUGCUCGGUUCCGUCGUCAUCUCCCAGGGAGGUGUUGUUCCCCAUAUCGACCCUUCUCUAUUGCCCACGGCCACAAAAAAGGGCAAGGGCGUAGCAAGCCAGGAACUUUGAGCUUGCGUCAUGUUCCAUUUUGUUUCAGUGUAUCAAUGUAUCAUCAAAUUAUCAUUAUAACUACAUGCAAUACCAGCCUAGGUCCUCAGUCAACAAUCCACUUUUGAAUUGUUAUCAGCAUGUUCAAACAAACAGGUCAUCACAGACUCGCAGGGGCUUCGCCGCCAUUCCUGCCUCCACUACAUAUCCCCCAUCGCCCAUCCUUGCACAUGUGGCUUAGGCGUACAAAGUCUUUGUCUGUCUUUGCCCAUUUACGCCUCUCUCGACAGCCCUCCCUAAUAUGCAAACACCUCCUUGUUACCGAGAGUCGUUCUCAGCUGUAAUCCUCGGAUCAGCAUCGACUUCCUUUUUGCGUGCCAUGGAACGUCCACUAGGCCAAGUGCUGUUGAGAUCAAGUGCUGUUGAGCCCGAUUCGUGGCAUCUAGGCUGGCAACGACCUCGUGUUAGCCUGAGAUCUAGCGGCCAUUCUAAGCCAUGUACGGUGGAUCCCAAUGGUAUUUCGCUAAUCCGUAUAUUGACGAAGGAUCAGUAGCAACGAUUGUUGACGAUAGGGCAGCCACGACCGUGGGGUACCAGCCGGUUAUGUGACUCCAAAUGGUUCACCAUGGGAGCAGAGCCAGCACAGCCCAUGGCCUCAAGCGUCGCCACUCAGGAUGGGAUGGGCACCUAGAGGUUAUCCAUACACUCCAUACACUGAUCCUAUGGUGCGGGAGGAUCUGUACCCGACUCCAAUGGACUUCGUGAGACCCGAAAUUACACCCCAACAGUAUCAACACGCGCUCAGGCUGGCGUCGGCACCACCCGCACCCGCACCCGCACCUUCUACUCCUUCGUGGGGUGUUCAACAUCCGCCGUUAUAUCAUCGUUCGCACUCGCCGUGGAUUGCUCCAGCCACCUCGUCGAUGAACGAGCCUGUCGUGAUUUCAAGAUCCUAUCCGUAUCACGCCAAAAAUCUGUCACCCAUACCUCCCGACUGGCGGGAUGAUUUUGGUAAGGAUGAGAUGAAAGGGUGGCUGAAGCGACGAGCAUCAAGAAGCAGGCUGGAUCAACAUCUGGAGCCCAGCGAGCUAAAUUAUAUGAUCAACAUGACUCCUUCCAACAAGUUCAAGCAUGGGUUGGUCGCACUCGAUUUGCGUGACAGCGGCAACCCUCCUGCUGUUGACUUCUUGCAACAUGGCCUAUCCACCGAGUUCGCUAUGCAGCAACUGGCCACAACCUUCCCUGUGAACCAUCUUCGAUUCUACCAUGUCAAACUUCCAUGGUACAUCGACGUCUGGGCCCAGCAGAGCCAUGGUAUUACCAUCAACGAUGUCCUCUCCCAGCUCAUGCGGCACCUACACCAAUGCGUCAGGCUGGAAGACUUCUAUAACUCUGCUUUGGAUUCGAACAAACGGGAGGACAUGUCGGACAGCUAUCGUGCACGAUGCGGGGAUGAUAUCUCUCUCUUGCAGCAUGGACUGCUGCGCGUCGAUUUUUUAGGCGACGAUUGCAUCUUACAAGGUUUUCAGCGUGGUAAGAAUGGAAUGUGGGUCAUCAAGACAACUACGUAUUAGUCCUGAGCAUCUUCGCCUCGCACACUUGAGACAAUUAUGUUUACACUGUUGUAUGUACGAAGUUAUUUCGAGGUCGCUCGCGUAUUCUUGGAAAUCUAUCACCUGUAGAUCAGGGGCGCAAGUUGUGGGUCAUGCAUGCCGCCCUGAUCGCAAACGGCGAGACCAUUCUGGUCCUCACCCACUUCCAUGGCUACUCUAACGAGAGAGGCCCCCACUCGACAGGCAACCGCAUCCUCCCCAUUGACCUCAUCCAUUCCUUCUCCCUUUCCCCGCGACUUGCUCCUGCAUGAAUCGACAGAAAAUAGUACCUCUGAGGAAGAGGCAGGGCCAUCUCGUACGUUGCCUGCUCUCGAGUCAAGCUCGGCCGUAGCCAUGCAAGAACUUCUACCAUCUAUCGCCGACGUCGAGAAGACUUGUAUAAUGACCCUCAACGACCUGCUCUCGGGAAAGUCGAGGUGGAAUCCCAUCGUUCCUGACCGCAGACACUCUAUGCCCUCUGCGACAGCCUCCUCUACCCCACAAUCGGAAUACUUAUCUUCUUCCGCCCUCCAGACACUCGUUUCCAACCUGCGCGGCCGAGAUCCCCCUGACAUCAUGGUGGAAGUACGAGGCAGUGGAGAGCCUGCGAAUCUCUUGCACGAACUGCGGACUAGAAUUGAAGAGAUGUCACACGAGCUCAGCCCGUCGGAUUCUCACCUCGCAGAGGCGAUCGUCUCCCUGCUGUCCCACUUCCACCGACUGUCAGCCAUCUCUUCCUCCGAUCCGAACGUGCGACAGACGGCCCUCGAGGGAGAAGCACCUCUCUAUCCCCCAGGAGAUCUUUUCGACACGCUCAAGCGGCAACUCAGUGACUUACGCAGCGAACGGCAAACCUCUCAGUCUGGGACUGUACCUCCAAACACACCGCCUGUAUUUGCUGUAGAGAAGACACUACUGUGGUCAAGAAUAGACGAGGAGCUAGAGGCGGUGGUCGCUAUGUGCAAGGAACGCGCGGAAUAUCUGCCUCCUCAGUACGAUUCCCCGGAUUACGAAGAUAUCGACGACGACGAACAUCUACCCAAGUACGAGGGUUCGGAAAUAAGCGAUCUCAAAGAAAAGCAUGCGUCGGUUCAGUCCUCGAUGAUGACGGGGAACGAGAAGAUGCGGCUCGAUUUCGAAGCGGUGACGAUGGCCAUCGACCGUCUGUAUCUGGUCGCACCGCAGCUUCACAGCCAACGUGUAGAGCUCAAGACCUCGAAGCUGGAGCAGAUGGAGAAGGCCAGAAAGCAAGGGAGCGCGGUUUCUCGGGGGAAACAGAAGGAGAACGACACUCGGGAUUUGGAGAACAUGUUUGAGCUUAUUGGGAGAGCUUCCGAGCGAACACUUAAAGAUCAAUCAGUUAUCCUUGAGGGUGGGAUGAAGAGUCGUCUAGAACGCGCUCGACAGCGAGAUGUCGCGAAGGUGCGUAUGGCUCCAGUCGACUUGGAUGAAGCUCAUCCUACGCAGCGUGAAGCAUUCGUUGAGCAUCUCGCAGACUACUCUGAUGCUGGCAGAUUUCAUCAGCAGGAUGCUGUCCUGAAUCCAAAUCCGUCUCGAAUGAAGAAUCCGGAAGCUAUGCUUAGCUUACCUGAGUUCAUUCGCGAGGCCAUACCGGACAGUGUGCGGCUUAACGAUCCCAAAGCCUUACUGAGUCUUCCCGAGUUUGUUCGAGAGAACCCCCCUCCACAUAUCAUGCAAGCGUCAGCUCCACCUGCCUCUGCCGUGCGCAAAAAGCCGAUCCGACACCGCAGUCUUUCGGCUCCUUCUCUCUCCUGGCUGCGGCCUUCCUCCUCCCGUUCUCAUCUGCGCUCGGAAAUCUCGAAUUCAAACUCGUCUCCGGGGAUUCCCGACAGUGAAGUCCAAUUUGCUGUUCAUUACGUCGCGGAGAACCACGAGAAUCUCCAGCGGAUCCUCGUUUUCCUUUGCGUUCAAGGGUUGGAGCCUGGAGCCGAUAUCGAGGCUGAGGUGCUGCCCGCUGGAGGCGAGACCGACUCAGGCGAUUACUUGGUGGUCAAGAGUGGACCGCAUGUUUCGCUGCCACUUAUUCUUCCUGGUCGGGUAAGUCCUGGCCGGAAGGAAGUCCGGGCGCAAGGUGGUCACUACGAAAUCAAACUGGCGACGAUCCCUGCUAGCACCAGCGACGUCAUCUCAGCCCCUCUGCUCGAUGCGAUGCAACUAGCUGCAGCGAAUCCGACGUCGUACAUCUGCUCUUCUUGCUCCUCUCCUCUGGUCCAGUCGUCGAAGGUCAACAUCUACAAAGAUCUGCCGUCAGAGCAUUGGGAAGAGUUGGUCGACGCCUGGAUGUGUCACGGGGACCAAAAGUUGAACGAGAAAGUUGUCAAACACGGCAAAACUGGUUUCUGGCCUGAGCAAGGUCAGGCUCUUGUCGGCGGCAGCUACAUUCUUUUCGACGAGUCUGCAAUCAACAAGAGCAACCUUCGGCUUGCGGAAUCGCCCAAGCGCGUGGAAGACUGGAAACUGGCUCGUUGCAUCUGUGGCGCUGUUGUUGGACGAUGCCAGGAACAUGGCAGCCAAGGUCACAACGUAUUCCGUAUGCUCAAAUAUGCAAUCCGACCCAUCAGUUCAUCCAUCGAACAGUCCCGGCUUCCUCUCUCUGCAUUUGUGGUUGAGGAUAUGUCGGAAUUUGUUGAAGCGCACGCUUCCUAUCGAUUCAUCGUGUUUGACGAGGAAGACGAGCGUCCUCGGAUCCUUAUGUGGUUAUUCAAGCCCAGCAUGCGACUUGCAUAUAGCACCCAGACGCUGUACUCAAUGCCGCGCAGCGCCUCUAUCCGAACUGCCAAAGUGCUCUUCAAGCUAUUGGGACCUUCGGAGGCGACCUUGGAUUUGAAGAGGCAGGUUCUUCUCGACACUUAUCCCGGUUUCCCGCAAGCCGAAUAUCUUUUCUAUCCGAUGGAUGUCUGCCACCGGUUGGCAGCUUUACUCAAGGAGAGCAACAGCUCCUAUCCGCAGAGCCUGCGUGUUAUGACAGGCCUAGAUGUCGGAUGGCUCCGGAGAGCCUGAACAAAACUAAUCGUAAAUGCCGGAUCAUGUAUUUACUGCAUGCGCCCUCUGUACUAAUUCAGUUAUGCGCCGUUA
Molecule: messenger RNA, 5194 nt
Organism: Mycena citricolor
Lineage: Eukaryota; Fungi; Basidiomycota; Agaricomycetes; Agaricales; Mycenaceae
Source: the annotation of a GenBank genome assembly